Sesamum indicum (sesame) is the source of this 2808-nucleotide messenger RNA. RefSeq names its product MA3 DOMAIN-CONTAINING TRANSLATION REGULATORY FACTOR 1. NCBI's taxonomy places the organism in Eukaryota, Viridiplantae, Streptophyta, Magnoliopsida, Lamiales, Pedaliaceae. Gene Ontology annotation, biological process: negative regulation of DNA-templated transcription. The record is from RefSeq and is a predicted model, not a curated record.
CUCUUUGUCUCUCGCUAACUACAGUUUCUCUCAGAAGGAAAGAAAGCGCAUAAACACACACUCGCACACACUGCUUCGGCACACACAGUGGUUCAAUCGGACUGCACGCACUCGAAGACGCACUCGGGCGUGGUUGUGCGUGUUUGCGAAGAUCGGAGUCUCGAUUGCUUCUCCAGUUACUAUCUCCUCGCUUGGCUCGAGAUCCGAGCCAAGACCAGAGGAAUUUUGCUGGACUUGCCAGAGUAUUGUUAUUUUCGUGGAUAGGGUUUUGUUGAGAAGAGGUGAAAAUGGCUAGCAGCGAGGGGUUUCUGACGGAGGAGCAGAGGGAGAUGCUGAAAAUAGCUUCUCAGAAUGCGGAGGUGAUGUCAUCAUUGUCGCUAUCGUCGUCUCCGAAAUCUCCUGGCCCGAGGUCUCCCCGACCGAAGUCUCCCGGUCAGAAUUCUUCUGUGCUGUCCGAGCACCACCAUGUCAAGGCCCCGGGUGGAGGACAUUCUGCUAUGGUUGGGGGCGUGGCGGUCAGGCAUGUGCGGCGGUCGCACUCUGGGAAACUUAUCAGAGUUAAGAAGGAUGGUGCUGGCGGCAAAGGAACCUGGGGAAAAUUACUCGACACAGAUGGUGAAUCUUUCAUUGAUCGAAAUGAUCCCAACUACGACAGUGGCGAGGAGCCUUAUGAGCUUGUUGGAUCAACUGUUUCUGAUCCUUUGGAUGAAUAUAAGAAAGCUGUGGUAUCUCUUGUAGAGGAAUACUUUACCACUGGUGAUGUGGAAGUGGCUGCCUCUGAUCUUAGAGAACUAGGAUCAAGUGAGUAUCAUCCAUACUUCAUUAAGCGUCUUGUUUCAAUGGCCAUGGACAGACAUGAUAAAGAGAAGGAGAUGGCUUCAGUCUUGCUCUCAGCCUUGUAUGCUGAUGUUAUAAUGGCAGCCCAGAUUAGUCAGGGUUUUUUCAUGCUACUUGAGUCUGCGGAUGACCUGGCUGUGGACAUUUUGGAUGCUGUUGACGUGCUUGCUUUAUUCAUUGCUCGAGCAGUGGUAGAUGACAUUCUACCCCCAGCUUUCAUCACCAGGGCCAGCAAAAUGCUCCCAGAAUCAUCUAAGGGUUUUCAGGUAUUGCAAACUGCUGAGAAAAGCUACCUCUCAGCACCUCAUCAUGCAGAGCUUGUCGAGAGACGAUGGGGUGGUAGCACCCAUCUCAGUGUUGAUGAGGUGAAGAAGAAGAUUGCUGACCUUUUAAGAGAAUAUGUCGAAAGUGGAGAUACUUCCGAAGCCUGUAGAUGUAUUAGACAAUUAGGUGUGUCAUUUUUCCAUCAUGAAGUUGUGAAAAGAGCUUUGGUUCUAGCAAUGGAGAUUCGAACUGCAGAACCUCUCAUCCUGAGGCUGCUAAAGGAAGCCGCGGAUGAGGGUCUAAUAAGUUCAAGUCAAAUGGUGAAAGGUUUUACUCGAUUAGCUGAGAGCCUUGAUGAUCUUGCCCUUGAUAUUCCCUCUGCCAAAAAAAUGUUCCAAUCCGUUGUUCCCAAGGCAAUAUCUGAAGGAUGGCUUGAUGCAUCUUUUGUAAAAUCUUCAGGCAAGGAAGGGGGGAAAUCAGAGGAGAAAGAUGAGAAGUUGAUGCUCUACAAGAAAGAAGUUGUUACCAUAAUUCAUGAAUACUUCCUCUCAGAUGAUAUCCCUGAACUGAUUCGGAGUCUGGUAGAUCUAGGGAUGCCUGAAUAUAACUCGAUUUUUCUAAAGAAGCUCAUCACUCUAGCCAUGGACCGGAAAAACAGAGAGAAAGAAAUGGCAUCUGUUUUGCUCUCUGCUCUGCACAUAGAGAUAUUCUCAACAGAAGACAUAGUCAAUGGUUUUGUUAUGUUGUUGGAAUCUGCAGAAGACACUGCACUUGACAUUUUAGACGCAUCAAAUGAACUUGCAUUUUUCCUCGCAAGGGCUGUUAUAGACGAUGUCCUUGCUCCUCUGAAUUUGGAUGAAAUUGCCAGUAUGCUGCCACCAAAAAGCAGUGGUAGUGAAACGGUAUGUAUGGCCAGAACACUUACAGCAGCACGUCAUGCUGGGGAGCGGAUCCUCAGGUGCUGGGGUGGUGGCACCGGCUGGGCUGUUGAGGAUGCAAAGGACAAGGUUCAGAAACUUCUCGAGGAAUAUGAAAGCGGUGGAGUUGUUAGUGAAGCUUGCCAAUGCAUUCGCGAUUUGGCCAUGCCAUUUUUCAAUCAUGAGGUGGUGAAGAAAGCAUUAGUUAUGGCCAUGGAGAAGAAAAAUGACAGGAUGCUGGAAUUGUUGCAAGAAUGCUUCAGUGAGGGGUUGAUCACCAUCAAUCAGAUGACCAAAGGUUUCAACAGGAUCAAAGACGGGCUCGACGAUCUGGCUCUUGAUAUCCCAAACGCAAAGGAUAAGUUUAAGUUCUAUGUUGAGCAUGCUAGAGAGCACGGUUGGCUCCUGCCGUCAUUUGCUUAGUUUAUGGUGGUUACAAUACACCUUAUUGCUCUCUGCUGUUGUUGCGUUGUUUCUUUUUUCUGUCCGGCACAUCAGAAGUGGAUAGAUCGGUGAUGAUCUCAAUCCCUUCUGUUAUGUCCUCUCUUUCAUUUCCUGCAUCAGCCUAUGAAGGUUCUGAAUGUACAAAAUUAGGUCUGUGGUUUGUUUCAAGAUUAGCUAUAGACAUGUGCUUUUGAAUGUUUAAUUGUUUUAAUUUUGAGGUUAGAAUACGAGAGGGGAGUUAUGUCUCAUUCAAAUGUUCAACUUGCAAACCUCUGUUGUGCUAGUAGUAUACUACAGUAGUAUGUCUUAAUAUUUUGAAUAAAUAGCACCGACAUUUCUCUAUUAA